Molecule: messenger RNA, 3485 nt
Organism: Daktulosphaira vitifoliae (grape phylloxera)
Lineage: Eukaryota; Metazoa; Arthropoda; Insecta; Hemiptera; Phylloxeridae
Gene: Nep3
Product: endothelin-converting enzyme homolog
Exons: 15
Coding region: 462-2819 (785 amino acids)
Biological process (GO): protein processing
Cellular component (GO): plasma membrane
Molecular function (GO): metalloendopeptidase activity
Source: RefSeq, a predicted model, not a curated record
GCCCCUGGAUCAAUAUCGUUCGGCGGACCACACGCCGUACACGCGCACCGUUUCAACACAAAUUUUUAUCGGAAACGCCGAUGUAUUUAUAAAAAAUAUAUAUCUUAGCAAUUAAUCAGUUUUGGAUCGUAGUCCGAUAUGUUAUUCAACGCGUUUCUGCAAUUAAACAUUUAGUUUAAUAGCAGUACUCGGGUAUGUUUAAACUUACGGACUAGGACGACGUUUCACUUUCGAAACUUAAUAUUUUGUUACACAUUUGACAUUAAGUAAUCGAUUAUAUACGAUCAUGGAGAAUAUACCUGGUCUGCAACGGCGUAUAAUAAUUAGGCCGCAAAAAAUAUCGGCAGUGUCGAUCAACGUUCGCUAAAAACAUUUAUCAAAAGCGCACAUCAUAAAAACAACAGUUUGCCGGAAAUCAGCCAAAUCCGGAAUUAGUGUUCUAUUCAAUAUACCCGUACAAGAUGGCUCAUUAUAAACAUAAAGUAUUCGAAGAGGAAACAUCAAGUAUGGGAUCAGUACAUUUAACUGAAGGAGUCACGGCGUCUUCCACUCAUAUACGUUUUUAUACAGGAAAGCCUAGAAGUAUUUGGUCUAGAUGGAAAAGUAGAUCGUUAAUGGAAAAAAUUCUUCUUGCAAUAUGCACUUUUUACACUUUAUUAUUACUUUUAAUAUUUUUUUUUGAAGUGGGUUCAAAACAAAAUUGUAAUACAAAUAUACAUCCUAUAAAUACUUACGAAGAAUCUGUUUCUGUUAGUUCUGGUCAAGAAUAUUGUUUGAGCGAGACAUGCGUUACUACAGCAGCAGCUAUUGUCAAAGGAAUGGACACUAAGUCCGAUCCCUGUCAAGAUUUUUACAAGUAUGCCUGUGGCUCAUGGAUCAAAGCAAAUCCAGUACCAGAUGGUCGGUCAAUGUGGGGCAUGUUUAAUGAAUUAGAAAUGAAUAAUCAGCUGAUUGUUAAAAAUGCACUUGAAGCAAUACCAGCAAACUCCAAUAGUAAAGCAGAACUUAAAGCUAAGAUGUACUUCACGGCUUGCAUGGAUACUAACAACACAAUUGAAGCAUUAGGUGCGAAACCAUUAUUAAAUUUACUCGAUGAAAUUGGUGGAUGGAAUAUUUCUGGAUCAUGGAAUGUAUCAAAUUGGAAACUACAAAAAACUUUAGAAACCGUUCAUAAUCGAUAUAAUAUGGCUGGAUUGUUUUAUUGGAUAGUGGGAGAAGAUGAUAGAAAUUCAAGUAGACAUAUCAUACAGAUUGACGAAGGAGGAUUGACUUUACCGGCGAGAGACUUUUACCUAAACAAGACAGCAAAUCAGAAACUAUUAGAUACCUACUUAGAUUACAUGACAACGAUAGGAACAUUAUUGGGUGGAGAGCCUAAUGCAACCAGAACGCAAAUGAAGAAAGUUAUAGAAUUUGAAAUGCGGUUGGCUGAGUUUACUGAGCCUGACGAAGAAAAGAGGGAUGAAGAAAAGUCUUACCAUGUUAUUUCCAUAAAUGAUCUUCAAAAUUUGGCUCCAUUUAUUCAAUGGAAUCGUUAUUUUAAUUCAGCAUUCCGUUUGGUUAACCGAAAAAUUACUAGUAAAGAAAACGUCGUGGUAUACUCACCAACAUUUAUGGCAAAUGUGUCAAAACUUAUUGACGAGUACAGUAAAAGUCCUGAGAAUAAAACAGUAAUUAAUAAUUACUUGAUCUGGCAAACCGUAAGAACAGUUACACCAUACUUAUCCAAAGUAUUUCGAGAUGCAUACAAAGGUUUGCGAAAAGCACUAUUAGGUUCAGAAGGAGGCGAAGAACCUUGGAGAUACUGUAUAAGUGAUACAAACAAUGUCUUAGGUUUUGCAUUAGGUGCUUUAUAUGUACGUGAUGUUUUUCAUGGACAUUCAAAAAAAUUGGCAGAAGAAAUGAUAAAUGAAAUUAGAACAUCAUUCAAGGAAAAUUUUAAAAAUUUAAAAUGGAUGGACAAAGAAACAUUGAUAGAGGCCGAAAAAAAAGCGGAUGCAAUAACUGAUAUGAUUGGUUUUCCAGAUUAUAUAAUGGAUUCGGAUCAAUUAGACGAAAAGUAUAAAAAUUUAACUGUUCGUUCUGACGAAUAUUUUAUGAAUAACAUACGAGCUACACAAUUCAACUUAGAACAAUACUUGUACAAACUGGAUCAACCAGUCAAUCGAACAAGAUGGAGCAUGACUCCUCCAACCGUAAAUGCAUAUUACACGCCGACUAAAAAUCAAAUAGUAUUUCCUGCUGGUAUUUUACAAGCACCCUUUUUCGACCAAAUGCAGCAGCCCUCUAUUAAUUUUGGAGCUAUGGGAGUUGUCAUGGGACAUGAGUUAACUCACGCGUUUGAUGAUCAAGGACGAGAGUUUGAUCGUUUUGGUAAUCUCCAUCAGUGGUGGAAUAAUAAUACGGUUGACAAAUUUAAACAAGCAACAGAUUGCAUGAUCAAACAAUAUUCUAAUUAUAAAAUCAAUGGAAUCAACAUCAAUGGCAAACGAACAUUAGGUGAAAAUAUUGCAGAUAAUGGCGGAUUAAAGGCAGCGUAUCGCGCGUAUGAAAAACGUCUGGAAGAAGGAAGAGCUCAUUCAUAUAGGUUACCAGCAGUCCAUCUUACUACUCAGCAACUAUUUUUUGUCAGUUUUGCACAGGUUUGGUGCUCGUCGAGUACAGAUGAAUCCAUGAAAUUGCAAAUUGAAAAAGAUUUACAUUCCCCGUCCCAGUAUAGAGUAAAUGGACCUUUAAGUAAUCUUGAAGAAUUUUCAAAAGUAUUCAACUGUGAAAUAGGUACUCCCAUGAAUCCAGAAGAAAAAUGUAUAAUUUGGUAAAAACUCCGGAACACUCAAUUAUGUUGUAAACAUGUUAAAAAAUCGACACAACAUGUAAAAUAAACGUUUGUUUCAACUAUAUAAUUACUAAAAAUUCAAAUUUUAUACAGGCAAUCAACUUAAUUUAAUUUAUUAUUUUUUAGUACUAUACUUAACUUAAUUUGAAAAACUAAACUGACUUAUUUAUAUAAUUGUUUAUACAAGAGUUGUAAAUUAAAAAUGAUUUUUGUGCCAAAUAUUUUACUAAUAUACAUUUUUUUAAAAGGAUAUGUAAUGUUUAGCUAUAAAACUUUUUUGUUAGCUAAGAUAAAUAUUUAAAAUCAUUUUUAAUAAAUGUAAAGUAAAACUUGGUGCUAAAAAUAACAAUUCAUGUACUGAAAAGUUUUGUUUUUUAAUUUCUACUGCUAAUGUAAAACUUCCUAACCGAAUAAAUUGAAUAAUCAAAAGUUGUUAAGUCCUAUAUAUUAUAAUAAAACUGUAAUCUUAACUAUUAAAAUAUGUGUUUCUCUCCGACUUUUGAUUUUUUUAACUAAAUUUACGCUUGUUUAUACAUUGAUGUUCUUUUUAUACUAGUCUAAUUUUUUAUUUUAUUUUGUUAUUGUUUUAAUUAUUUUUUAUGGAUGAUGUAUUAUUUUUUUCAAAUAAAUAUGAUAUUUAUUACCUCAA